Closterium sp. Naga37s-1 is the source of this 669-nucleotide messenger RNA. The record is from the annotation of a GenBank genome assembly. Lineage: Eukaryota; Viridiplantae; Streptophyta; Zygnematophyceae; Desmidiales; Closteriaceae.
AUGCCCGCUGGAGUCAAGGAGGCCGAUCCGACGCAGGCGGGCGUGGCGGCGGAGCCAAGCGCGGUGAAGGCGGACGGAAAGAAUGGUGCUCGGAACCCGCUGCGCGACGAAGAGAAGAACGACGGCGGGAGGCGUAGCAGUGGCUCGCGCUCACCGGAUUCGCGUCAGCAGCGUGACGAGAAACGCGGAGGCGAGGUGCGCGUGUCCGAUCUGCGGCAGCACCGUGAUAUCCGCGACAGCCGCUUGAAGGGAGGCGCGGAGGCGGCUACCGCUCGCCAGAUCCGCGGCCGCUGCAUGACGGAGGGCGCGGAGGCAGUGCGCACUCGCCAGAUCCGCGGAGGCAUCACGGCGGGAGGAGCGGAGGGGGCUCGCGCUCACCAGAUCCGCAUCACUAUCGUGAUGGGAGACGCGGAGGUGGCUAUCGCUCGCCUGACACGCAACGGUACCAUGGAGAGAGGUGGGGAGGCGAGGCUCGCUCGCCGGAUUGGCGCCAGCAACAUGAGGAAAGCCGGGGAGGCGGAUACCGCUCGCCGCAGCGGCAGCGAAGCAGGGAUGGAAGGCGGGGCGGUGGGUCUCGCUCGCCUGGUCGGUAUCGGCAGCGUGACGAAAAACGUGCCGGUGAAGGAGGACAGGAUCAACGCGGCAGCAGAGUGGGAGGCAGCGGGCUGA